Molecule: messenger RNA, 2028 nt
Organism: Diospyros lotus (date-plum)
Lineage: Eukaryota; Viridiplantae; Streptophyta; Magnoliopsida; Ericales; Ebenaceae
Exons: 2
Coding region: 213-1064 (283 amino acids)
Source: RefSeq, a predicted model, not a curated record
UCCUUAUGGCUGAAUCGUCCUCCAUCCUCCCGUUCUAUGAAUGGGUAAGCGAUGAGGUGUCCAAAAUUGCUUCUAAGUUUGACACUCAUAACCGUGUGGUUGAGAUGAGGUAUCAAUUUUCCAUAUCUGGCACCAAAGUGGGAGAGAAGUUGUUCGUGUGCUAACAUUGUGCAAAGAAGAACACGUAUACAUGGAAUAGAACUUCGUGGCGGAUGAGCGAUCGAUCUUUAUGUAUGAGACAUUCUUCUCGCGUCUUCAAUUGCCAGCCUCUGUCCGAGUUCCAGGGUUUGAUCAUUUCAAUGUUACAUGUUGACCCGACCCAACUGCAUCUUAAUAACUGGGCCUUCGUUAGGGCGUUUGAGGUGCUCUGCAGCUUCCUUAGCCUGGAGCCAGGCUUGGGAGUCUUCUUCUACCACUUCCAAUGGAAAGGAGCGGGCAAAGGCAGUUGGUUGUCCUUGAACAAACUUCGAGGAAAAGGAUGGUUAAAGCUAUACGAUAGUUUGUAUAAGCACUUCAAGUCCGAUUUCUUCAAGGUGGCCUCGACCGAAAAAGAGUUUCCUUUUUUCUUGGAGACUAACAGGCAUCCGAAGUGCCCCCUGUUUCGGCAGCGCGAGCCGACCAUCCUGUCCAAUAUUGAAUACGCGAAUUUGGUUCUGGAAGGACAAGUCUUAGUGGAUCUCCUUACUUUCUCCCCACAGUUAAAGUCGACUAAACUCGUAGAGCUUGGGGAUGACCCAAAGAAGCUAGCAGAGUACAUGCGGACCACGACUUUAGGGAUGUUCAAGGAGGAGGUUCAACGUCGGGUGCAGGUGAAAGGGGCUGCUGGGCCGAUUUUCAAAUUGGGUCAAAAAGGGACCGAGAAGACUGUUAAAGGGAAGAGUGCCCGAUCACCCAAAGGUCGUCCAACGGAGAGCACGAUUGCAUCCCAGACCUCUACCGGGACGAUUGCACUAAACAUUCCAGUUUUUCUGCUAGAGGAGGAGUAUCUUGACGCUGAAGAGAUCCCGCUAGCGUCGCUAAAGAGGCGAAAGCUAACUGGGGGGAGCGGACCGAGGUUCCAGUGACCUCGGUCUUGGUCGCUGAUCAAGAGGCGCGGGAGCUUCCAAGGACCUUGAGCUCAGUCGUCGAGGAAGAAACAUUGAGGAGUCCAAGGACUUCAACACUAGGUGCCAAAUUAUCGUCUUUCGUCACAGGGCCAACAUCGGGUGUUGCCGAGUAAUCACUGGGUUUGGUCGAGCAGCCCUUGAGUGCGGGUCGGGCUCCAGACGGGCUUGCUCUAUGGGGCUGGGAUAACGAUGAAUCUGAUCCCAAGAGUCUCUGGAGUAAGGAGUUUCGCCUCAGCAACUUCAUCAAGGAGCAUAUUGCAUUUCUCAUUAAUCGUGAGAGGCAGAUGGCCUUGGGACUCAAAGGCCUGUGUUGCUGGGUCGAGAGACAAAGUCUUUGUCCUACAGAUGUUUGUUGGACCUUGGAGGUGGAGACCCAGGCUCGGUUGAAAAGGCUUAGGGGGGUCUGCAAGGUUGCGGAUGAACGAGAGAGGGAGAUGGCCACUGCCGAGAUGAAGUCUCUCUGGAAAAGAGCUGAAGACGUUGAAGCCUUGGCCGCUUAUCAUGAGAACACCACGUAGAAAUGACUGGCGCAACGGGACCAAGCCUAGGGGGAACAAAAUGCCUUACAAGGGAGGUUGGAUAUUGCUGAAGCUGCUGCUCGAAAAGAGGCAAAAAAAUUAAGGAAGCUAGCUGUCGUGGUGGAGUGCCUUAAGGGUGAGGCCGUGGAUAAGUUUCUGGAGGGGUUCUUAUCGGCCUCGUCUCAAGUCCAAGUGCUCCAUCCUAAGGCCGAUCUCUCACCAUGCGGCCCCUUCAAGAAGGUUGUUGAUGGCCGGAUCGUGGACUUAGUCCCGGAUGAUCGACGUGACCCUGAUAGAGUUGCUAGGUUCUUUUUCCGAUCUUGUUGCUUCCACCGACGUGCAUGUAUCCGAGCCUGCUCCCAGCCCCAUCAACCCUUGAUCUCGUUAUAAUAACUCUAGAGUAA